This is a messenger RNA of Alternaria arborescens, 1089 nucleotides long. RefSeq lists its product as hypothetical. The transcript has 2 exons. Gene Ontology annotation, cellular component: cytoplasm; cytosol. The record is from RefSeq and is a predicted model, not a curated record. Gene Ontology annotation, biological process: secondary metabolic process. NCBI's taxonomy places the organism in Eukaryota, Fungi, Ascomycota, Dothideomycetes, Pleosporales, Pleosporaceae. Gene Ontology annotation, molecular function: carboxy-lyase activity; hydrolase activity. Bases 1 to 1089 code for a protein of 362 amino acids.
AUGACGAUCGUCGACAUACACACCCAUGUUUACCCUCCUAAAUACAUGGACCUCUUGCGUUCGCGAACGACCGUACCAUACGUUCGAACAUUCCCCGAUGCACCAGACUCGGCACGUCUCAUCAUCCUGCCAGGCGAAGAUGACCCUUCAACACCUUCAACCUCACGAGGCCGUCCGAUUGGUUCAGAGUACUACGAGAUCAAGGAGAAGAUAGCCUUCAUGGACCUGCACAAGAUUGACAAGUCAGUCAUCUCAUUGGCAAACCCAUGGCUUGACUUCCUUCCUGCGGAAGAAGCUGGAGACGCAGCGAAGAAGAUCAACGACGAUGUCAACGACCAGUGCUCACAGUACCCCGGCCGAUUGUACUUCUUCGGCACCCUCCCACUCUCCGCAUCGCCCGAAGUCAUAACUGCCGAGAUCGAAAGGCUGAGCACACUCAAGUAUGCACGUGGUGUCAUUAUGGGAACUUCUGGUCUUGGACAAGGUCUAGACGAUGAGAACCUCGACCCUGUCUACGCAGCACUGGAGAAACACCAACAACUUAUAUUCCUCCACCCACACUACGGCCUACCUACAUCUGUCUACGGACCCCGAGCGAGCGAAUACGGACACGUACUACCACUCGCACUCGGCUUCCCCUUGGAGACGACCAUCGCAGUGAGCAGGAUGCUGUUGAGCGGGGUCUGGGAUCGAUUCACAAAGUUGAGCGUACUGUUGGCGCAUUCUGGAGGUACAUUACCGUUCUUGGCUGGCCGUAUCGAGUCUUGCAUCUUGCAUGAUGGGCAUCUGAAGAAGCAUGGCAAGACGCAGAAAAGGAGGGAUGUUUGGGACAUCUUGAAGACGAACAUCUAUCUGGAUGCUGUCAUUUACUCGGAAGUAGGCCUUGGAGCAGCAGUCGCUGCAUCUGGAUCUGAUCGAUUGUUGUUUGGUACUGAUCAUCCGUUCUUCCCGCCACUCGAAGAGGACGCGAAAGAAUGGCAUAGUGUGAAUGCGAACUACGGAGCUAUCUCAAAAGCAUUCUCCACAGACGACAAAAAGGCACAAGAUGUUCUUGGUGGUAACGCAGUGCGAAUAUUGAGAUUAGACUAG